AGGGGGUGUGUUGUAAGGAAAGGAAUCCUGGGGAUUUCUACCCCUUCCCUUUUAUUUGGCCUUCGGGGCCUUAGACUCAGGGAACUCGCCCAUGGCUUUCUUGAUGAAGAAGAAGAAAUUCAAAUUCCAAACCACUUUCACCCUGGAGGAGCUGACGGCCGUCCCGUUCGUGAACGGAGUCCUCUUCUGCAAGGUCCGGCUGCUGGAUGGCGGGGAUUUUGUCAGCUUGUCGUCAAGGGAGGAGGUACAGGAGAACUGCGUGCGCUGGCGGAAGAGGUUCACCUUCGUGUGUAAGAUGAGCGCCAACCCAGCCACGGGCCUGCUGGACCCUUGCGUGUUCCGUGUGUCUGUGCGCAAGGUGAGGCUGGGCUCCGGGGCCCUCUCCCAGCUGGGCUUCGCCGACCUGAACCUAGCUGAGUUUGCGGGCUCAGGCUCCACAGUGCGCUGCUGCCUGCUGGAGGGAUACGACACCAAGAACACCCGCCAGGACAACUCCAUCCUCAAGGUCACCAUUGGUAUGUUCCUGCUCUCUGGAGACCCCUGCUUCAAGACGCCACCCUCCACUGCCAAGUCCAUCUCCAUCCCGGGCCAGGACUCCUCCCUGCAGCUGACGUGUAAAGGUGGCGGGACCAGCAGCGGUGGCGGCAGCAGCACCAACUCCCUGACAGGGUCCCGGCCCUCCAAGGCCCGACCCACCAUCCUGGGUUCAGGUACCGUUUCCCCACCUCCCACCCCUCCCCUACCCAGGACCCAGGCUUUUACCUCAGCAGCGCCCUGGGGGAGACGGCGCUGGAAAAGGUUGUGGUGGACGGUGUUUGUCUGCCCUGCUUCCACAGACGGCCUAAGCACUGACUGCGCUGGCCACAGUGCUGGGGCCUGCACCACUAGAGGGUGCAGUGUCCCUGCCCUCCUGGCCCUCCAGUCUCAGAGGGAAAAUGGGACCCACCGCCGAAACACAUCUACCAGCAGUAGUGCCUCUGGGGGCCUCAGCAUAGCUGUGGAGGGCGCUGAGGGUGGUGAGCGGGAGCACCGGCCACCUGAGAAGCCACCGAGGCCUCCCAGGCCCCUGCAUCUGUCAGACCGCUCAUUUCGGCGGAAGAAGGACUCAGUGGAAAGCCACCCGACAUGGGUGGACGAUACACGGAUUGAUGCAGACGCCAUCGUGGAGAAGAUCAUGCAGAGCCAAGACUUCACGGAUGGCAGUAACACUGAGGACAGCAACCUCCGGCUGUUCGUGAGCCGUGAUGGAUCCACCACUCUGAGUGGCAUCCAGCUGGCCAACAGGGUCUCCUCUGGGGUCUUUGAGCCAGUGGUGAUUGAAAGCCAUUGAGGAGCAGGUGAGCCGGCUGAGAAUGGCCCUGCCAUCUCGGUUAUCCAGACCCACAGCAUUCCACGAGGAACCUUUCCCUUCGGAUCCGCGCCGCAUCUCCUCUGUGCCUCAUCCAUGUACUCUAGCCCACACCUGCCCCCAAGCAUAAUUCCAUUGUCCUCCCAUCCUCGAGGGGAGCCUCCUAGCCUAUGAAGGCCUGGGCACCACUGUGAAUAUUCUCUGAACCACUAGAGGGCAGGACAGGCGGGCCCAUGCUGCAGAGGAAGACAGAGAUGGCCAAGACUGUUCCUGGCAGAGACUGACCUGGCCCCCAGCCAAGGAUGCGCAGCAGCUUCUCAACAUGUGGAACUGCUGUGGCCAAGGGGCUUCACCCCCUGUGAACUCACAUCAGCUUCAGUCAGGCCCCAACAAGGCCUUGCUCCAUUGCCUCCAUGUCCUCAGGGGACCAGACCACCCCCAGAAUCCUGCCACCUGUGACCCGCUGCUUAGUACUUCAGCUGUCCCUUCCCUGUGUCCUGGGGGAACCGCUGGCGGCCUCUUCCUGGGAGCUAAGACCUCAGACCCCACCCGCAUUCCAGAUGAGAACUCGCCCUCCCCAGUGAUGUUCUGCUGCCCUGGCAGCCUGCACUUUGCACAUGCUCGUCCCCAGCACGGUCCCAUCAGGCCACUCUUCCCCUUCCCCGUGCCACCUUCCCGAGGACUCCUGGGUGCUGCUGCUGUGCAGCCAGAGGCCCUGGGUCAAGCAGCCCGGCUGGAACGGGGCUCUGCCUCUGCUCUCUCUAGCCCAGUUCAGGCCUAAGACCUGUGCGGAGAAAGGCCUGAGCUUAUGGUACCCUCUGCCCAGGGCUGGAUCCUGAGCAGCUGGCUUUCCUGCGGGAAGGACUGGGGCCCAGCAGGGCUGGGCAAGCACAGUCCCCAGCUGUGCGCUCAGGUCAGCUGGCCCAGGCUGUGGCCCUGCUGGAGAGGUGAGUGGGCUCUGGCUGGAGCUGGCUCCCUGCCAGACAGGUCCCCACCCUCCUCUGUAAGCACCCCCACCUCCAGGUUCAGAAGAGGUCGGGUCCCUCGGGGGCCUGCUUUCCCAGUGGGGAGCAGACUGGCCCUGCCCUUGCCCAAGCCCCUGCUCUCAGCACUUUUGCCUGUGGUCCUUGUACUGGCUUGAAGGAGGGCUCUGGCCGCCUGCCAGGCCCUGGACAGACUUCCCUGCCCCUGAGUCUCUCUUAUUUUGUAUAAACCCAGCGGGCUGGUGUUCAGUUAGCCCUAUAGUUUUGGGUUUUUUUUCUUCUUCCCUUCCUUUUUCUUUUUUUUUUUUCUCUUUAUUUUAGUUCUCAGUUCGAUGUUUCCUCCUCCUCCAAUGAGGGGAGGUGCCUCUGUUCUCUGCCCCCACCUGCUGGCUGGGUCCCAGCAGGACUGUGGAACCAGGUGGGACCAAAGCCAGGGCUCUGGUUCUCUCUGGGUAGGGUGUAGGUGUCCUCCCCAGGUGGGAGGGUCCCUCACCCAGUCCCCAGCUGGCAAAAGUUGGGGUUGGGAACUCCCUGGCAUUGGGACCAGAGCAUUUCUGGGGUUUUUGUUGUCAUUGUCUCAAUCACCUAAUAACUCUUUAGAAAGUGAAUGUCAGAAGGUGCCUGCCAGGGUGACAGCAUGGGCUCUGGCUGGAGAAGGCUCUGGUCAGCUUGGAGAGUCUUUUCUACCUGGCAGAGACCUGGCACUUUAAAAGGAAGCUGGCUGCACUGUCUCAGAUGAGGUGACCCCUAGAAGAUGGGGAAGCCUGUGACCUCACCCAGCCCAGGGAAGUGCAGUCAGGGUCUUAUUGGGGUCUGAUUCAAGGUUCUGGGGCUCUCGGCACAAAACAGCUUUGAUGCUGCGGGGGAAGACUCCCCCAUACCAGGCGCUCCAGCCCCACACAAGCUAAGGUUUGAGCUGGAUGGUCCCCUCAAAAGAAGACAGCCUGCCACCUCCUCCCAGGCCAGCCCCGGGUCAGGGUAACAGGUCUGAGAAUUUAACCCUAACCAAAUGAAGGCUGGCUAGAGCCAGAGGCCUGGAGCUCUGGCCUCCUCCCCACGAGAGAGCCAUUGCUUCAGCCCUCAGGUUCCUUCAAGCUCAGUGAAUUCCACCAGGCACCUUCAGUGCCUGCACUUCAAAUUCUAUAUAUACAGAGAGAAUUUAUUAGAGAUAUUUUUGGAAAGGAAUUGGUCUGUGCAAUGCCAGUCUGGAAUCUUCUUGAAAGACAGUUUAACGUUUUUACCAGGAGAUUUAAAGAAAAUAAAGGUCUACAAUAUUUUUAAGGUUCUUUAUUUUCUAGUCACCCCACAGAUGAUCUGCCAGGAUGGAGAAAGUCCCUGUCUUCCUGUCUCUAGGGAGGAGAUGGAGGAGGGCACCAUGGGCUGGUUUUUUUGUUUGUUUGUUUCUUGUUUUUAAUCCUCCUUUCUAACAGAAUGUUGCCACCACUGCUCUCCAUCCUGUGGGCUGUUUGUAUCUCUAUCCCAGCUUCUGUCAUAGAAAAUAACAUUGUAAGGGGAACUCAGCCUAGUGUCAGUGUCUUGGUUUGGGGGGUGGGGAUUAAAUAUUGCAUUUUUUUGUUUA
Molecule: messenger RNA, 3910 nt
Organism: Ictidomys tridecemlineatus (thirteen-lined ground squirrel)
Lineage: Eukaryota; Metazoa; Chordata; Mammalia; Rodentia; Sciuridae
Source: RefSeq, a predicted model, not a curated record